Eimeria acervulina is the source of this 1092-nucleotide messenger RNA. RefSeq lists its product as hypothetical. Lineage: Eukaryota; Apicomplexa; Conoidasida; Eucoccidiorida; Eimeriidae. Bases 1 to 1092 code for a protein of 363 amino acids. The record is from RefSeq and is a predicted model, not a curated record. The transcript has 6 exons.
AUGGGGAAGUACGCAUUGCUGUUCCCUCGCCUUGUUAACAAUGCGCAGUUGAGGAUAACACAGACGACCAAAGUUUGUCCUAGGCAACUGCUUAACGCAGCACUGCUGGCUCCCCCCCUCCUGCCUCGGGUUGUCACCUCUUCGUCUUCUUCACCCGGGAGACAAGAUUCUCUGAUUUCUUCCCCCCAGGCAGACGCAUGGCGAUGUACAGUCACCGAACGAACCCCUAUAAACCAUGAAGCAGUUUCCUAUAAUGCUCCCCAAGAUGAACCGGCAGCGAAGGCCAGCAGCGUCUCUGACAAUCAACGCACAACAGCAGAGCGCACUUGGGAGAUACUGGAAAUGCAUGCAGUGGCGGCAUUGCCGAGUCUGAGUCCAGCGGGAAUCCUCCAGUUUCUCUACUUAACCUUAAGGGGAAACUGCCGCCCAAAACAUUUCCUUGCAGAGCUACGACGCUUUGUGCUGGAGGGUGAGCCUGCUGCUCCCCCAGUGGAGACCUUUUGGUUGCUGUGGACGGCUAACGACUUGGCCCUCUUCUGCAAAUUGUUAUCAGAGCACCACGUGGACGAUGCGGCACUUGUUGCAAAACUCAUUUCACGGGUCACUGCCAGCUUACCGCACUUAAGCCCCGAGGACGUCGCGCUCGUUUUGGGGGCUGCGGCCGGGGAUUCAUCGUCCUACCUGCAAAAAGCGCUGCUGCUGCAGCAACCAGCGGCAUCUGGGGAAGCUGCCCAUCCAGGAGCGGCUGCUGAAUCUCACUAUCCCUCCGCACCGGCUGCGACGCCCGGGGCCCCUUCAGUUGAUAGACGAGGAGACAGUCGCUGGCUAUGCGAAGGAGGCCUUCCGCUAUUUGUGCUGUUGCUUCAGCUUCUGGCUUCACAGGCUAAAGGUGCCCUUUCUCGCUCAUUGCCAGGGCACAGCGGGGCAGCAGGCGCGAAGCUGAGUGCCGUCUCCGCUGCUGCACUAGAACCGCUCUGCCUUUUGACGCAUCACUUGGGAUGUAAAGUUGCAACAGCUUCGGUCGGCGCAAAGUUGCGUUUGGAACCUUCCAAAGGAUCUCCCGCAGGGGCGCCGCAGUUUUAUGACGGUUGA